Micropterus dolomieu (smallmouth bass) is the source of this 3511-nucleotide messenger RNA. It is a transcript of the gene dhx32a, whose product is annotated as DEAH (Asp-Glu-Ala-His) box polypeptide 32a. The transcript has 11 exons. Gene Ontology annotation, cellular component: intracellular anatomical structure; spliceosomal complex. The coding region runs from base 305 to 2530 and encodes 741 amino acids. NCBI's taxonomy places the organism in Eukaryota, Metazoa, Chordata, Actinopteri, Centrarchiformes, Centrarchidae. The record is from RefSeq and is a predicted model, not a curated record. Gene Ontology annotation, molecular function: RNA binding.
UCACAACACGUGUGAAGCCACGCUGGGGAGAAAUUACGCACCGGUGCGCACUACGCGUCAGUCCACUCCAAACAGAACAACUUUGAAUAGCUUAGCAAAUAUAGUUUUCACAAUUAAGACACCUAGUAGAGAGGUUGUGUUCAUUGUUCCGUUCAAGUACGAGAAUUUAUGUUAUGUUGUAUGCUAUAGAUGGCGCGAAAAGGUAUCGGUGUUAAAAUAUUUCGCUAAAAACGAAAUGGACGCUUAGCUGGAGUGGUAGGGAAACCUUUCUGUGGUCCUGGCCGGAUUAACAAAUAUAUGUGUCAUGUCGGAGAUAAAUAAUUCAGCGGAGCCUGACAUUCACGCUGAAAGUGAGGAAUGUCCUCCGGAAGAUUCAUUUGGGUUUGGAGAUGAUCUGGAGAUAAAUCAGUUCGAUGGCUUGCCCUUUUCCUCACGUUACUACAAAUUACUAAAAGAGAGGAAGACUCUGCCAGUCUGGAAUGUCAGGUGUGAGUUUGAAGAUGCUCUGGCAAACAACCAACUGGUUAUUGUGUCUGGGACAGCAAAGACUGGGAGGAGUACACAGAUCCCUCAGUGGUGUGCACAGUUCUGUCUGACUGCACAGUACCAGCACGGCAUGGUUGUGUGCACACAGACCAACAGACAGCAGGCUGUAGAUCUGGCCUUACGUGUGGCUGAUGAAAUGGACGUCAACAUAGGCCACGAAGUGGGCUACACAAUCCCUCUGGAGACCUGCUGCUCCUCCGACACUGUUUUGAGGUACUGCACUGAUGACAUGCUGCUGAGAGAGAUGAUGUCAGACCCUUUUCUGGAGCACUACGGGGUCAUUAUCAUUGAUCAGGCCCACGAGAGGACAGUUAGCACAGACAUACUGCUGGGUCUCCUCAAGGACAUCCUGCUGCAGAGGCAUGAGCUUAGAGUAGUGGUCCUCACCAUCCCACCCAUGACCGACAAGCUGCUGAGCCACUACGGCAGCAUCCCGCUCAUCGGUCUGGAGGUCUCGUGUCCUGCUGAGGUGGUGCACAGCAACAGCGGCAACAAAGACUCCUUCUAUUCAGCACUGAGACUGGUGCUGGAGAUCCAUCGAACCAAAGAGGAGGGAGAUGUUGUAGUGUUUUUUGCCUCGGCUGAGGACGUUCAUUGUGCCUACAGCAUUCUCCGGAGAGAGGGCACCAGGCUGGGUGCGGAGCUGGGCCAGAUGGUUUCUGUGGUCCUGUGCCCAGGCAAGGGAGGGUUACUGCCUGUCCUGACUGAGCAACCAGGCUCCAAGAGGUCCAGGAGGGUUUUCCUCUCUACCCAACAGGGGGAGGAUAUGUGGUGGCCUACAGAGUCUGUCAACUUUGUCAUUGACACAGGAGUCCAGAAAAAGAUGGUGUACAAUCCAAGAAUAAGAGCUAACUCGGAGGUACUUCAACCUGUCAGUCAAUGUCAGGCAGACCUACGCAAGCAGCUGUCUGGACCAACCGGUAAAUGUUUCUGCCUGUAUCCAGAAGAUACCCAGCUUCCUGUAGAGAAAUCCCCACAGAUCUUGGAGUCCAACAUCACACCAACAGUCCUUUUCCUGAAAAGGAUGGAGAUAGCCGGCCUUGCACAGUGCGAUUUCAUCGACAGACCAGAUCCCGAGGGUCUCAUGCAGGCAUUGGAGGAGCUGGAUUACCUCGCAGCUUUAGAUGAUGAUGGCAACUUGUCUGAGAUUGGCAUUAUAAUGUCUGAAAUCCCUCUGGACCCUCAGACGGCCAAAGCGCUGGUUGCAUCCUGCGAGUUUGACUGUGUGAGUGAGAUGCUGACGAUCGCAGCAAUGCUGUCAGCGCCAUGUUGCUUCCUGGAGCCACCUGCUGGCAUGACCCACGAGGCAGUCCAGUGUCUAAGAAAGUUCCAGCACCCUGAAGGCGAUCACUUCACCCUCAUAAACAUCUACAAUGCCUUCAAACAAAGCCAGAAAGACCAAUACUUCAGUGCUGAAAAGUGGUCCCAGGACUAUUUCCUGGAUCAUUCCGCCCUGAAGGCAGCUGAGGUCAUUAGAUCAGAGUUGACUGAGACUCUGAACAGGAUCGAGCUUCCCAUCUCCGAGCCCUCCUUUGGAACCAAGACCAACACCCACAACAUUAAAAGAGCUCUGUUGGCUGGGUUCUUCAUGCAGAUUGCUCGAGAUGUUGACGGAUCAGGAAACUACUUCAUUCUGACACACAAGCACAUGGCCCAGGUGCACCCGCUGUCCGGCUACGGUGCUCAGUCACACAAGCUGGGGCUGCCAGAGUGGGUUGUUUUCCACGAGUACACCCUUUCAAAGAACAACUGCAUGAGAACAGUCUCUGAAAUUUCCCCUGAAGUGUACAUUCAAAUGGCACCACUGUACUUUUUCUACAAUCUGCCACCUAGUGAAAGCAAAGACAUACUGCAAGACAUGUUGGACCCAGAUGGAUCCAGAAAAUGUAAAGACGAGAAACAAAAAGCCAUCGCAAUCAGCAGCAACGCCAACAGUAGUGCUGCAGCGGUGCCACAGUCUUACGACAGAUGUGUGAUUCAAUGAUGCAAAAUCAUAAAUAUCAAAAUCUAGGCUAUCACCAAAUGCAUUUAUGCUUGCAUAACGUUUAGUCAAAGCAAAUCAGGGGCUGUAAUAACAUUCAGUUGCUUAAAAGUUGUUCCGAUACUGACAUGUGCAUGAGAAAGAAUGUUUACUCCAUCAUUAUCACAUUUUCAGAAGGUGAAGGUGCUGUCUAAUGAAUUGAAAUGCUGCAAAAUGUAGUAAAUCAUGAACACCUUUUUAUUAGUUGUGGUCAAAUACAACAGUUGUGCCAGCAUGUUUUUUGUCUUAAGUGCUUGCAUCUGAAUAAGUUUUCGUGUUUCUCACCUUUCCCCCCAGCUCUGCUCUCCCCUUCAACACUGUCUGGAAAUGCGAAUAUCCUGACGGUUGUUUAGAUUGUUAGACUUUAAUGAGCUGCAGAUGGUGUUGUCAGUUGGGGGGGGGGGGACAUCCCAUCACGCCUCUAGUGCGCAUAACAGACACUGUGCAUGUACAAGCUGCAAUAGUAGUAAUUUGUCAUCUACUUUCCCUUUCUUAUGCAAAGCUGUCCUUCUUCAGAGGUGUUGGUAUAGCUUUCUCUUCAGGUUAACAUGGUUUGGAAGGUUUUGAGACUGAAACAUAAUAUUCUGCCAGCUUAAGAAAGCAAACAAUUGUCAAGGCAUGCAGAUGGAUAUAACACAUUUAUAAAUGAUUAACAAGGAUUAUCCUGUUUACACAAAUGUCUACAGUAUGUUCGAAUUGAUGUCAAUAAUCCAGAUGACAAUGUUAUUUAUACCAAGUUAUGUUUAAAAAGAUCUGGAUCUAUCAAUUUUAAAAGCAUUAAUGUAAUUUUACUUGAUGGCAAAUGACCCCCCUGCCCCCCGCCCGCUGAGACUGGGCUAGCGCACAUAUCAGCUGUUGUCAUGAACACAAAUAACUUAUACAAUUGUGUCUUGGUUCAUAAUCUUGUCAUGAACAAAAGCCAUUUUUAUUAAAACAUGACUUAGU